UUCCCUUCCUCCCCCUUUCCUCAUUUCCCUAGCUACCCUCUGCAAAUCUCUAUAUAUCCCCACUCCCUCACUAUUCCAUAAUUUGAUAUUAAGCUUCUCAUCACCAACACAAGCCUAGCUUGCUUGCUAGCUCUUGAUCAUGGAGAUGAAAGUAGCACUUCCGGUGGACUUCAACUUCGACAGCAGCGCCUGCUCCUCCCCUUACUUGACCGCCCCGUCUAGCCCCACCCGGUUCGGCAACUGCUACUUCAGCGCACCCACCAGCCCCAACCGUUCUUCAUCCUUCUUCCGCCAGUUUAAUGACUUCGACUACAAUCUUCAUUCCAACAGUACUAAGUACUCUCCUUCCACCGUCCCUUUCAAGUGGGAAGAAAAGCCCGGGACUCCGAAAUCCCGGGCUACUAUCAACGGCGACGAUCUUGAAGACUUCGAGUUCAAUUUCAGUGGCCAACUGGAGAAAGCUUCUUUACCGGCAGACGAGCUCUUUGACGGCGGGAAGAUCAAGCCUCUGAAGCCUCCUCCCCGGCUACAUGUCAGCACUAACAGAAAUCAGGAUCAGGGAUCCUCUUCCGGUUUAUCUCCACGGUCACCAUCGCCGAGAUCUUCCAGAGUACUGUGUCAAGGUAAGAGAAUGGUCCAAGACGUGUUGUCUCCACGUCAUCAUCACAGAAAGGUCGACUCCGAUCCUUUCACGGCGGCCAUGGAAGAGACUCGGAGAGAUUGUUACAGAGAUGAAUAUGACUACGCAGAAGAAGAGUUUCAGAGCCGACGCGGGAGAGAAAGAAUGUCGAGAAUGCCUUCAAGACACGUCAACGCUUCAAUCCGAAAAGGAACCAGGUCUUUAUCUCCGUUGAGGAUUCCGGACAUCAUGUUCGACGACGUUGCAUCACCUGCUCCGACUACGAGUCAUGCCUCUAACAGCUCGAUCAAGCCGGCCACUUCUCCUUCUGUAUCUUCGGCUUACAACGCGAUAUUGUCAGCUAUUUCGUUCUCGAAAGUGAAUAAGAAGUGGAAGCUGAGGGAUCUGUUGCUGUUCCGGAGCGCAUCGGAAGGUAGAGCCACGACGGGGAAGGAUCCUCUAAGGAAGUAUUCGCUUUUGUCGACAAAGAAGAGUAUGUCGGAAGAUGUGAAGAAUUCGAGCUUCCGGUCGACGGACAGCGUCGGCUCGGUUAGCUCGAGGAGGAGAGGACCGGUUUCACCUCACGAGCUUCAUUACACGGUGAAUCGGGCGGUAACGGAGGAGAUGAGGAGGAAGACAGUGUUGCCCUACAAACAUGGGCUGUUGGGUUGCUUGGGGUUCAACCAUGGCUUGCAUGAAAUUUCCAGGGGUGCAUUUGGCUCCAUGGCACGUAACUCAUGAUGGGAUUGCCUGAUCGAUCUCGGCCGUAAAUAACUUUUUUCUUCAAUUUUACUGUCGAUUCUCGUUCAUCGGAUAUAAAUAUAUGGUUGAAUUUUGAGAUACAAAUUGGUUUAUUUAUCUUGGACUUUCUGAAUGUUCAUUCAUGGUGGUGUCUCGAUCACUAGGAUGGACUCGGAUUUAUGAGACAUGUAUCAAUUACAAUUACAAGCAACGACUUGUGUUUUGGUUGGG
Fragaria vesca subsp. vesca is the source of this 1591-nucleotide messenger RNA. RefSeq lists its product as uncharacterized. The coding region runs from base 140 to 1360 and encodes 406 amino acids. The record is from RefSeq and is a predicted model, not a curated record. The transcript has a single exon. Lineage: Eukaryota; Viridiplantae; Streptophyta; Magnoliopsida; Rosales; Rosaceae.